CCUUAUCAACACACCAUACUGUGCGGCAAAUCUAAACAGUGGGAUUUGGAAUUAACAUUAAAAUUGGAGUAUCUGCGAAGAACUAUAUUGUGGGUUUGCUUCCUUAGAGGUGCCAUUUAAAUGAAGAGCAAAAUGAGAAGAAGUGAAAAACUCUUCAUACUAAAAUACUUCUUAAACAUCCUCAAUGGAAUUUUCUUGGUGUUAGGUCUUCUGCUUGUGACUUUUGGCCUUUGGAUGUCGCUAGACAGAAACAGGUUUUUCAGACUUUUGUUAUCCACAGGAGGACAUUCAGUGGCAGAUUCUGUUUCUCAUAUGCUACUUGCCAUUGGAUCCAUCAUUGUUUUUAUUGGACUCUUGGGAUACUUAGGAAGCAUUCGAGGAAACAGGUGUUUAGUAGCUGUGUACAUGGGUCUUCUUGUCCUUGUCCUUGUUAUCCAAAUGGCAAUACUUGGGGUCCUGUAUACAGGAAAGGAAAUGGCCAAUGACUUGUGGAGAGUUCAGAUGGAUGAGCUUAUUUCUAACUAUGGCAAUAAAGAUCUAUCUGCAAAGGAACAUCAGUGGAAUAUUUUGAAUGAUAUUCAGCGUAUGCUCCACUGUUGUGGGCGAUACAAUUCCACAGACUGGAAAUGGAAUAAGAAUAAAGAACAUGCAAAUCAGGUACCAUGUUCUUGCACAACAUCUAACAUGAAGAAGUGGUUUUGUGAUGCACUGAAAAAUGCAACAUAUACUAGGGGUUGCGAAGAAGAUAUUAAGACGUGGUAUGAAGAAAAUACAUGGCUAUUACUUUCAAUCAAUACUGGACUGUUAACAGUAGAAGUUCUUCAGUUCAUAGCAGCAGCCUGGCUCUUCAGAACAAUGAGGAAGAAUAUGGUUUUGCCCAGGAAUUAGCAAAAGGCCUGCAUCAUCAUUGCACAUUGGCAUAUAGCCCUAAGCGCCUUGUACUCUACUAUACAGUUUUCAGCUUCAUGCGUCCACACAUUAAUUACAAUAUUGUAAAAUGAUUGAUCUUUCAUGUUAAGUGAAGUAAUGUUGUGGUGGAUCUGUGUUUGCAUCACAUCUCACAUUUAAAACAAAUAUUUCUUUCUCUCUAGUUUUACAAAAUUAAUUCAUCUAACUGCAGUAGGUAGCAAUUAUUGACUAAUUAAACAAUCUACAGCCUUUUAAACUAUGUGUUGUUGUUGUUGUUGUUACUAUGUUACAUAUUUUUGUGUUUUUAUAUUGUAAAUUGCCUUGUGAUUCUCAGAUGAAGGGCGGUAUAGAAAAUAAGUAAGUAAGCAAGUAAGUAAGUAAAUAAAUAUUUGUAUAUCCCUGUGAACAUGAAGUAGGUCUCUCCUAGUUCAUCUCCAGUCAGAAUGCCAACUUCCUCAUGUGGCCAGACAUGGUAUGCAUUCAUCUGAAAGCAUGCCUGUGUUGUAAGCACUGCAGUUUUCGGGAAAAUGAACUGCAUGGCAAUAAGUAGAUUAAGUACAGCAAUGGCUGCUCUCAGGCUGAGUCUACAAUCCUAGGCAUCCUUACCUGGAAUUAAGCCACACUGAGAACACUGUGUCUGCUUUCUGAACAGACACAAGUGCGCCUUCAAAUGCUCAUCGCCAAGUUAAAACCCAUCCCCAUAAUACAUUCAAGUGUUUUGGGGUCUUUCCCCAUCUCUUGGGAAUAAUGUAGUGAUGGGAUUUGCAGGAGACUGCUUGCCUAUAGUGCCUAUCAGCAUUAACUCCCAACCCAUCAAGAAUGAUCUUGGACCAGAGAGUUCCACUAAGGUGCACACACUGCUAGGCAGAGCAGACAAAGUCAGUUUCUCAGUUGAUAUAGCAGCAUUGGAGUAGAGAAGCUUAGCAAGCAGAAGCCUAUUCAAGAAGCCAGAAAGUAGCAUUGCAAUUCCCAGCGAAUUAAUCAGCUUUGCAGUAUCCAUUCCAUAGCUGUGUAGGUGAUCAGACAACAUCACACAUCAGUAGAUGAAAACUCGCCCAAUUAAGUGAUAAUUCACAAUUUUCCCCCAUUUCCUCCACAGCAUUCUGGGUAGCUAUAAGAGCAAGGCUUUGCAGCAGCCCUGCCUAGCUGAAAGGUAUAUUUUUUUGAAAAUUUCUGUUGACCUAUGUUACCACAUUCCUUACCACUAGGUUUACAUGCCAAUGCCUCGUUCUCACCCUCCUGUGAUGGAUCCUAGUAUUGCCACUUAAAAAUGAGG
This is a messenger RNA of Zootoca vivipara (common lizard), 2185 nucleotides long. It is a transcript of the gene TSPAN19, whose product is annotated as tetraspanin 19. The record is from RefSeq and is a predicted model, not a curated record. NCBI's taxonomy places the organism in Eukaryota, Metazoa, Chordata, Lepidosauria, Squamata, Lacertidae. Gene Ontology annotation, cellular component: plasma membrane.